Molecule: messenger RNA, 1092 nt
Organism: Camelina sativa (false flax)
Lineage: Eukaryota; Viridiplantae; Streptophyta; Magnoliopsida; Brassicales; Brassicaceae
Product: reticulon-like protein B4
Biological process (GO): response to bacterium
Source: RefSeq, a predicted model, not a curated record
ACACACAGACAGACACACUCUCUUCGAUUCUUUCAAAAAACAAGUAAACGAAUUAGGGGUUUUUUUUCUUUUCUUUUUCUCUCGGAGGUUUCUAGAAUCAACAACAAUGGUGGAAGACCACAAGCACGAGGAAUCGAUCUUGGAGAAGAUUGUUGAGAAGAUCCAUGGCCAUGGUGACUCCUCUUCUCUUUCCGAUUCCGAUGACGAUAAGAAAUCUACAUCGUCUUCGUCGUCGUCCUUCAAGUCAAAGAUCUACCGACUUUUCGGAAGGGAGAAACCUGUUCAUAAGGUUCUCGGUGGUGGAAAACCUGCUGAUAUAUUCCUUUGGAGGAACAAGAAGGUAUCUGGUGGAGUCUUUGGUGCUAUAACAGCGUCUUGGGUACUAUUCGAGUUAAUCGAAUACCAUUUCCUCACUUUUCUCUGUCACUUUGCCAUGGCUGCUCUCGCAGCAUUGUUCUUGUGGUCUAAUGCUUGUACCUUUAUCCACAAGUCAACUCCUCACAUCCCGGAAGUUCACAUCCCUGAGGAUCCUGUCCUUCAACUUGUUUCUGGAUUAAGGAUUGAAAUCAAUCGUGGCUUUACCGUUCUUAGGAACAUUGCUUCAGGAAGAGAUCUCAAGAAAUUUAUCUUGGUAAUUGCUGGCUUGUGGGUAUUGUCCAUAAUUGGCAGUUGCUGCAACUUCUUGACAUUGUUCUAUAUUGCUACUGUUCUUCUCUUCACCAUUCCUGUGGUUUACGAAAAGUAUGAGGACAAAGUCGAUGCCUUUGGCGAGAAGGCUAUGAAGGAGAUCAAGAAGCAAUAUGCAGUACUCGAUGAGAAGGUUUUCAGUAAAGUCUUGAGCAAGAUUCCAAGAGGAGCUCUGAACAAGAAGAAGGAUUAAGGAAUCUAAGUUACUCUCAUUGGAAUCGUAGUAAUGGUUCAAAACAUGUUUUGUUAGAAGCUGUUGGUUGAUAAACCCUUUUGGUCGGCGGUCUCUUGUUAUUAUUAUUAUGUUCAUUAUAUAUUUGGGGUUUUUAACCAAAAAUAUUUAGAGUAUGAGAGAACAGAUGGAUGUUAAUUAAUUAUUGUUGUUGGCUAUUUGUGUUUGCUUCA